ACGUAUUAUUUCAGAUUUUCCACUAUUUUCCAUCAUCAACAUUCCAACAUUCCACAUUAGCAUUUCACAUACUGUCCCAAUGUUUUUGGACUUGGGUUUAUAUAAUGGAAUUUUGUAUGAAUUAAAAUCAUUAUUUUGUUAAUAUUGAAAGCAGCAACACUACUCAGGAGAGGAAAAUGAUCAAAUCUGGUGUGUGUUAAGACUAAAAUAAUAAUUUAAAAGUCAGAGGGCCGCACCCUCUGGCAUUAGAAACUAUGGUUUUUCAUAUAACAGCAGAAAUAGGAAGUGAACAGACUUCCUUCAGCAUAGACUCCACCUUCUUUGCAACACCACCUUUUCUGUAGGAAUUACUGCUUUCUGCUAACUCUCGUUUCUUUUAAGGUAACAGUGCAGCUUUGAGAGGACCAGUAUUUCCACCGUCGUGUUUUCCCCCUCAGGAGAUCAAGCGCAGCAGUACAGUCAGUCAUGCAGUCCUGCAGUUCUGCUCUCUGUAUCCUGAUCUUACUGACCUCUUCAUUCAAUACUGCUUCUGAAUCAGCUGUUCCUCCAGUGAAGGUGAAGCUUAAUGAGACGGCUACUCUGCCCUGCUCUGAGAGAUGCUCUGGUUUGGUCAGAUGGACUGUGUCCAAUAAACCCACUGAUGCUCUGGCUGAGUGUGAUCAGACUUCAUGUAGAUCAGUGAAGGAGGGAUAUCAGAUGAUCCAUGAUCAGUACCUGAAGGGGAAUCACUCUCUCAUCAUCAUUAAAGCUGAUUUCACUAAGAGAGGCUGGUACACGUGUGACUGUGACAGUAAAGACGUCUGUGAUGUGUGUCUACAGAUUGAGCCCUUGAAUACUACAGUUCAGAUAAAGCCUGGUGAAUCUCUGGUGAUGAAGUUGGACGUAUCAGAUCCAGUGAAGGUGAUUUAUAACAGCACAGACACAGCUGGACCAUCCAGUGGUCACAUCUGUACAGUGGAUGGAGUCUCACUACAGUGUAAUGAUGAGUAUAAAUGGAGAAUGGCACUGUUCUCUGCUCUUGAGCUGAGAGAGGUGAAGCCAUCUGACAGUGGAGAUUAUAUAAUUAUGGAUGACAGGAAUGAAGAGGUCAUUCACACCUACACAGUGACCGUCCAUGAUGACCAGCCAUGUCCAUUCAGAAAUCAGGGAGCUGUUGUACCAGCGUGGGUGUUUGCUCUGACGAUGGUUGCACUAGUAGUUGUGUGUUUGGUACCAGUGGUGAGGAUUUUGCGAAAGAGGAGAGGAAUUCAGCAGCACUGAAUUACAACUACUGUUCACCACGAUGGAGAAGAAAUGAGCUAUUUGCUAUUUUUAAGCAGGAAAGCUGCAAGAUCCAAUCCAAGAUCCAAGACCAAGUAUCCAAUCAGCCAAUCACAUGGCAGCAUGAGUCUAGAGCUUCAGUUAAUAUUCCCCUAAACAUCAUGAGCAGGGAAACAUUAUGAUCUAAGUGACAAUUGGAACAGAGAGAAGUAGUGAAAACAGAAUCGGAAGAAAUAGAAGGAAUGAAAGGGUGGGAAAACUGUCACAAGUCAGUUUCUGAAAAAACACAAUACAUUUUUUAAAAUUAUAAUAUGUUAGUAUGUUGGGCAGCACAGUGGCACAGUGGGUAGCACAGUCGCCUCACAGCAAGAAGGGCCUGGGUUCAAUUCCCGGUCGGGUGACCAGGAUCCUGUCUGUGUGGGUUUCUCCCACAGUCCAAAGACAUGCGGUCAGGAUGAUAGGACAGGCUAAAUUGCCCGUAGGUGUAAGUGUGUUUCAUUAUAAUUAUAUAAAAUAUAAACAAAAGUGUAAUGUCUUUACAAAUGUAAACAAAAAUGUUGACUAUAAGGCCACAUAUUAAUAUUAAACAUUGAGCUUUAUAAUCUAAUUUAUAAAGUGUGACUGGAGAAAUGAGUGAGGGGCUCAAUCACACCCACCAGAGUCCACAACCGAAUAGAGGUGCACACUACAAUCAAAUAGAGUUGGGCUCUACACCCGAAUAGAGGUGGACUCUUCAAGUGAGUUCUUUGUUUGGCCUUUCAGAAUCAGCACUUUAACAGUUGCUU
Molecule: messenger RNA, 2045 nt
Organism: Colossoma macropomum (tambaqui)
Lineage: Eukaryota; Metazoa; Chordata; Actinopteri; Characiformes; Serrasalmidae
Exons: 5
Coding region: 466-1260 (264 amino acids)
Source: RefSeq, a predicted model, not a curated record